Molecule: messenger RNA, 822 nt
Organism: Trichomonas vaginalis G3
Lineage: Eukaryota; Parabasalia; Trichomonadida; Trichomonadidae
Product: protein of unknown function, DUF4106 family
Exons: 1
Coding region: 1-822 (273 amino acids)
Source: RefSeq, a predicted model, not a curated record
AUGGAAGUCAAUGGUGAACCAGAUAUAGCUGGUAUUUUAAGCGCGGCUUUAAUGCCAUUGAAAGAUAUGAAACAUGCAGAUAUUUUGGACCAGUAUGAAAUGAACAUGGCUGAUGGAAAUAUAACACCUGACGUUCUAGAACAUUUAUCUCAAAGAACUACACAGAACCAUAGAGAUGGUAUAUUUGGUGAAGAGUUUAGAAAGAAAGUUAUGGACAGAGAAGGAAGAGAACCUAUUGUACAUGACCUUGCAAACGAAAGUUUACAAAAUGUCAUAAAAACUUACUUUGCAGACAAUGAACCGAGAAGGGAUGAAUAUUUAAGAAAACUCAAAUGGACAGUACCAAAUGAAAUGUUAGUAUUGAAAAACAUGUUCCUUGACAAAAUAAAACCAACUACAGAAAUAAACGACGCAAGACUGAAAGAUUGGGUAGAAGCUUUCCCAUUCACAAAAGAUAUAGUUGGUAACAUGGAAAGAAAACCAGAAUGGCUACAAAAACAUAUAUUUGGAAACGAGCAUAUUCCAUAUGGACAGGCACUGUUUGAAGAGCUUGAACCGGAAACUCAGGAAAGAGUCAUGCAAACAAUACGCGAAGACUCAAAUACAGACUAUGACAAACUCUUUCUAGGAUAUAGGUUACCUGAGAUGGGCGACCAGAGCCAAAAGGCAAAAAGGACAUGGGAAAUUUGCAACAUACUAGAUGAACAUAAUGCAAAGAUGCAACAACUUCAAGCAGAGGGCAAUGAAGGAAAAAGAAGAGUUAAAAACUCAGUCAGGAAGAAAGUAAAGCUUGGUCCACGUGGGUUCUAUUAUGACAUAUAA